Messenger RNA from Clupea harengus (Atlantic herring), 2855 nucleotides. It is a transcript of the gene slc18a3a, whose product is annotated as solute carrier family 18 member 3a. Gene Ontology annotation, molecular function: acetylcholine transmembrane transporter activity; xenobiotic transmembrane transporter activity. Gene Ontology annotation, biological process: transmembrane transport; chemical synaptic transmission; xenobiotic transport. Gene Ontology annotation, cellular component: AP-1 adaptor complex; AP-2 adaptor complex; membrane. The record is from RefSeq and is a predicted model, not a curated record. Lineage: Eukaryota; Metazoa; Chordata; Actinopteri; Clupeiformes; Clupeidae.
AGGUUUGUUCGCUAAAUUAGCAUAGAAAACGAGGCAGGCUGGGGAACCACAGAAGGGGAGGGGAGGCAAGUCAGCAGUGCGUCACAGCCCACGGAAAAGACGGUGAAAGAUUGCUAAGGUACUAACAAACAUGCCACUGUAUACCAACCAGGCGCACCAAACCAGAUAUGCCGAACUGAGAUGGUACCACACUUUUCUGCGUCACAGGUGACUGAGCAUCAGCAAAUACCCGACCUUUCUGACGACUGAAGAACCAAGGUGCACGUGCAAAAUAACCCUCUCAUUUCAAGAGAGGGAGCACACGUGAACUCACACUUGAGUUUAUUUGGGUCCUCCUCGUCACAGAACAGGACAAAAUACAAUGAAGCAAGGUUGGAUAAACUGCGUUGGAGAGAAGAUACCUGAAUAAAGAGCGAAAGGCAAACGCAAUGAGGUAGCCUACAGCGGAACGCGAAGGUAAAAAAGAAAAAAAGAAAAGUUAGUUUUUUUUUAGCUUGAAUGUUGAAUGAAGAGACUGGAAGUGAGCAUCAAAUGUGAUCUGGCAGCGUGGUGCUCACUUAAUAUCAUACAAAGACAAGUUUAAAAGCUUUGAUUCAAGCAGGAAGAUCCGAUAGGGCGGCGAGUCAUGGCUUCAGAGGGAUCCAUCGGUUUAGCGCAAUCUGCUGCCUUGAAAUUAUCAGAGAUGGGAGAAAGAACUAAGCAUUUGGGUACUGCUAUACAGGACCCCGAGCGGCAAAGGAGAAUCAUUUUAGUGAUUGUUUGUGUUGCACUGUUAUUGGACAACAUGCUUUACAUGGUGAUAGUACCAAUUAUUCCCGAUUAUCUUGCAGGUCUCGAGCAUGAGGCAGAACACGCCCUUGCACUUUUACAUACAAAUAAUUCAAACAGUACGACGCAAAAAGUCGGAAAAGAAAACUUUGAUUUGGAAAUCGGUGUACUCUUUGCUUCCAAGGCCAUUUUGCAACUCCUUGUCAAUCCACUUACAGGAACCUUUAUUGACCGCGUUGGGUAUGACAUUCCACUUCUAAUUGGACUUACUAUCAUGUUCCUAUCCACCUGUACAUUUGCUUUCGCUGAGAACUAUGGAACUUUGUUUGCAGCACGUAGUCUGCAGGGUUUGGGCUCCGCAUUCGCAGACACUUCUGGACUUGCCAUGAUUGCUGAUAAAUACACGGAGGAGGGAGAGAGGAGUCGAGCGCUGGGCAUUGCCCUCGCAUUCAUAUCGUUUGGAAGUCUAGUGGCGCCCCCUUUUGGAGGUGUACUCUACGAAUUUGCAGGGAAGCGGGUUCCAUUCCUUGUUCUUGCCUGCGUCUGUUUUGCCGAUGGUGUGCUGUGUCUAACUGUUCUGAAGCCCUUUUCAAACAAUACCCGAGCGAACAUACCAGUAGGCACUCCCAUUUAUAAACUCAUGAUGGAUCCCUACAUAAUGGUUGUGGCAGGGGCGCUGACCACCUGUAACAUCCCCUUGGCCUUUUUGGAACCCACCAUCGCGAACUGGAUGGAGGAAACAAUGAAUUCUACUCAGUGGGAAAUUGGACUAACUUGGUUACCAGCGUUCUUUCCGCACGUUCUCGGUGUAUACCUGACUGUGAAAUUAGCAUCUCAGUACCCUCACUUACAAUGGUUCUAUGGGGCACUAGGUAUGGUCAUUAUUGGUGCAAGUUCUUGCACUGUACCAGCCUGCAAAACCUUUGGCCAACUCAUCUGGCCUUUGUGUGGAAUAUGUUUUGGUAUUGCACUGGUAGACACAGCUUUGUUACCAACACUUGCGUUCCUUGUAGAUGUGCGUCACGUGUCGGUGUAUGGAAGUGUGUAUGCUAUUGCAGAUAUAUCCUACUGUGUGGCUUAUGCUCUCGGCCCAAUAGUUGCAGGUCAGAUAGUGCACAACCUUGGCUUUGUCCAGCUCAAUCUGGGAAUGGGUCUUGUCAAUGUUCUUUACGCACCGGCCCUACUGCUGCUGCGAAACGUAAGUUUUAUGAAACCUUCCCAUUCAGAGAGAAAUAUGCUAUUAGAAGAGGGAGCUACAGGUCUUUACGAUACUAUUAAAAUGGAAGAGCGCCAAAACAAGAGAAAAGGGCUGAGUUCAGCGGGGAACUGUGUGCCAGUUGACACCUUUGGUGCGCAUCCCAGAGGAUACUCUGAAGAGGAGACAUCUGAACCAGAAUAUAUUUAACAGUCCAUGGCACUCGCUCGUGCAGCCUCUUUCAUUCCUGUUCAUCAGACUGGGAAUACCCUCAGUGUGAAGCAUACAUAUUCUUCCCCGAAAUUACUGAUUAUGUAACUUGUUUAAGGUUACCUUUUUCUGUUCCUGACACGAUCUCCUAGGGACGUGAGCAUUAGGUUGAAUUGCAUUAACCCACACGUCUCCUCAGACAGAUUAAAACUGUAAAUCUUGGGUAAAAGCAAUGCUGGACAUUUCUGUUAAGUUAAUGUUCUAGCUCUGUGUUAACUGCGUGUUCGAAAUCAUAUUCAGGGAUGUAUAUGCAGUGUUACACAUGUCGAAAUAAAGAUAUGUUGCUCGUCUUUCAGUGUAUCAUUCCUUAUAGGCCCACCCUUUGCUCUGUUUGUGCUGCUGUAACGUAUAUGCACUGUCACACAACACUUUCUCGAAAAAAGAUUGAACUGAAUCCUGAGUCUCAAUGUGUGUUGUUUGGACUUGGUUAGAAUCAAUGUACCUCUGGAAUGCAUACAUGUAUAAUGUGAAAUAUCUGCUGUACAUAGAUGUAACAUGUGUAAAUAAUUAAAAUAAUAGUUUGUUGGCUGAUUCAUUGUAGUGUUUGCAUUGCUCUUCCACAGUAAGUACAUGAACACCGAAUUAAUCGGUCAAAUAAUUCGAAAAUAAUUCUAUCCCAGAC